This is a messenger RNA of Populus euphratica (Euphrates poplar), 2430 nucleotides long. RefSeq names its product Zincin-like metalloproteases family protein. NCBI's taxonomy places the organism in Eukaryota, Viridiplantae, Streptophyta, Magnoliopsida, Malpighiales, Salicaceae. Gene Ontology annotation, molecular function: metalloendopeptidase activity. The transcript has 20 exons. The record is from RefSeq and is a predicted model, not a curated record. Gene Ontology annotation, biological process: proteolysis; peptide metabolic process. Bases 98 to 2239 code for a protein of 713 amino acids.
AUAAAAUCAAGGGAAGGUCAAUACUCAAUUGUCAUUUUCCCUUUAGCUACCCAAACUUUCCCUCCCAAUUGAAAAUCUGAAUCUGGCUUCGAGAGAGAUGGAAAUGACAGAAAAUCAGAGCGACAAAACGAGUAAACACAAGAGAGAACGAAGCCUACUGGCCUUCACUGGAGCUGCUGCUCUCGCUGCUCUUGCUGUUAGCCUGGCUAUCUCCGCCCUCAAUUCCCGCCGAAAAAAGUCCCAGAAGAAAGAUCUUUCAGGGUCCAAUGCUCGCAUUAAUCUCUCGGCAUCUGAGAUUCUCAAAUUAGCUGACCGAAUCAUUGCUAAGUCGAAAGAGGUUCACGACGCCGUUGCUUCAGUUCCUUUUGACAAGGUUACAUAUGCGAAUGUAAUAUCGCCCCUAGCAGAUUUGGAGGCACAUCAAUUUCCGCUGGUCCAGUCUUGCGUGUUUCCAAAGUUGGUUUCCACUUUAGAAGAUGUGCGGAAAGCGAGCGCGGAAGCAGAACGCAGAAUCGAUGCUCACGUUUCGACGUGCAGCAAACGUGAAGAUGUAUACCGCGUGGUAAAGGCCUUUGCCUCAAAGGGGGAGUGGAUGAAUCCUGAAGCUAAACACUACAUGAAGUGCCUGGUCAGAGACUUUGAGCAGAAUGGUUUGAAUCUCACUGUUACCAAGAAAGAGGAAGUACAGCGUUUGAGAGCUCAAAUUGAAGAGCUAAGCUUGCGAUACAUUCGCAAUUUGAAUGAUGAUAGCAGUUGUCUUCUUUUCAGUGAGGCAGAGCUGGUUGGAUUACCAACAGAGUACCUUAAGAGCUUAGACAAGGCUGGAAAUGACAAAUAUAAGAUCACAUUGAGAAGUCAUAAUGUUUUAGCACUGCUGGAGUUUUGCCAGGUAGGAACAACGAGGAGGAUGGUUGCUGCAGCAUAUGGGAAGAGGUGUGGAGAAGUCAAUCUUUCUGUGUUGGAAAGUUUGGUUGAGAUGCGCCAUAAAUAUGCUCGGUUAUUUGGCUAUUCAAACUAUGCUGACUAUGCUGUUGAUCUAAGAAUGGCAAAGACAUCCACAAAGGUAUUUGAGUUCUUAGAGGAUAUCUCUGCCAGUUUAACGGACUUGGCAACGGGGGAGCUUGCCUUGUUGAAAGACUUGAAGAAGAAAGAAGAAGGAGAGCUUCCAUUUGGAAUUGAAGAUCUACUGUACUAUGUGAAGAGGGUUGAAGAAGCACAGUUUGAUCUGGACUUUGGAGCUCUUAAGCAAUACUUUCCUGUGGAUGUGGUUCUGUCUGGAAUCCUCAAAAUAACCCAAGACCUUUUUGGAUUAAGAUUUCAGGAAGUUGCAGAUGCUGAGGUUUGGCAUGGUGAUGUUAGUGUGUUUUCUGUUUUUGACUUAAGUUCAGGUGAACUCCUGGGUUAUUUCUACCUUGAUAUAUACACAAGGGAAGGAAAAUAUGGUCAUACAUGUGUAGUUGCUCUUCAAAAUGGUGCAUUAUCAUACAGUGGUGAACGACAAAUACCAGUGGCAUUACUUAUCUCCCAAUUACAAAAAGGCAAUGGUGGGCACUCUGGUUUAUUAAGAUUCCCUGAAGUGGUUAGUCUUUUCCAUGAGUUUGGCCACGUGGUCCAACAUAUUUGCAAUCGUGCAUCCUUCGCCAGAUUCUCUGGGUUGCGAGUUGAUCCUGAUUUUGUGGAGAUCCCUGCGUUGGUGCUAGAAAACUGGUGCUACGAGAGCUUCUCGCUGAAGUUGAUUUCUGGUUUCCAUCAGGAUAUCACAAAGCCCAUCAAUGAUGAAAUAUGCAAAUCACUUAAAAGAUGGCGAAAUUCAUUUUCUGCGCUUAAAUUGAAGCAGGAAAUUCUUUAUUGUCUCUUCGAUCAAAUUAUACAUUCAACUGACAAUGUCGACAUUGUCGAGUUAUUCAAGCAUCUUCAUCCUAAGGUCAUGUUAGGCCUGCCAAUGUUGGAAGGAACCAAUCCAGCUUCAUGUUUCCCGCGCAGUGCUAUUGGUUUUGAAGCUGCUUGCUAUAGCCGUAUUUGGAGCGAGGUCUUCGCAACUGACAUAUUUGCUUCAAAGUUUUGUGAUGAUCUCGUAAACCACCAUGUUGGCAUGCAGUUUAGGAACAAGGUAUUGGCCAUGGGAGGAGCAAAGGAGCCCAUUGAAAUUUUGUCAGAUUUUCUUGGAAGAGAACCAUCUAUUGCUGCUUUUAUCGACAGCAAGACCAAACAUAGCCCAUAUGACGCCAAAUUCUCAUAAAUCAGGUUUAGAUUUGCAUUCGAGAUUCUCAUAAAUCUAUGCCACCACCUUUUAGUUGUGUAUAUAAAUUUUUAUCGCUUCUAGUAAUCAAUUGUGCUGUAGUACGUGGACUCCAGCUAAGCUGUUCAUCAUUAAUUUUUGAGAGAAAACAAGUCGUUCGCGCUCGCCUGCCUGAUAAGCAGUAAUGAUGC